CUGAUAUCCGAAAUCAUUUCAUUUUUUUUUCUGUAUGGUAUAUAAUGUAAGCUUCAGCAUUUGUUCAAUUCAAUAGCAGUUUGUUCAAAACAGGAACAUGAAACAUUCUCUCGUUUUUGGUGGCUUCUGGGCUUUCUUCAUUCUUCUUAGUGGUUCCUUGGUUGCUUCAUAUGAUGGGCCUUUAUAUGAUUUUACUGCUUACACAGAGUGUAAAGCACAGCCAGAGGAGCCACUGUACCAAGGAGGGAUUCUGAAAGAUGAGCCGCCCAUUAUGAGACCUGCCAUUUUUGGCAAAACUGCAACUGGUUUUUACACUCCAGCUUUUCUCUUGAAGAAUCUCACCGUGGGCAAUUUUUACUGUUUCUCCACUUGGAUCAAAAUACAAGGUGCAAAUUCAGCUCUCAUUAGGGCAAGCUUGAAGACAGAAAACAGAACAUAUAAUUGUAUAGGGACUGUUUUGGCUAAGAAUGGUUGCUGGUCAUUUCUCAAAGGUGGAUUUGUUCUUGAUUCACCUUCAAAUUUAGCUUUACUGCUAUUCCAGAACUCAGAUGAUAAAGACAUUGAUAUAACAAUUGAUAGUUCCUCGUUACAGUCAUUUACUGAUCAAGAAUGGAGGUUCAACCAGCAAUUCAUGAUUAACACUCAAAGGAAGCGUGCUGUAACAAUACAUGUCUCAGAUCAACAAGGUAAUAGGUUGCAAGGAGCAGCAAUAACUAUAAACCAAGUCUCAAAGGAUUUUCCAUUUGGUUCUGCAAUAGCACACACCAUUCUUGGGAAUUUGCCCUAUCAGAACUGGUUUGUUGAACGAUUCAAUGCAGCAGUGUUUGAAAAUGAACUGAAAUGGUAUGCAACAGAACCAGAUCAAGGGAAGACCAACUACACCUUAGCUGACCAAAUGCUGGAGUUUGUUAGAGCCCACCAAAUAAUAGCCAGAGGCCACAACAUAUUCUGGGAAGACCCCAAGUACACGCCUGCAUGGGUUCGGAACCUUACAGGCCCUGACCUACAAUCAGCAGUUAAUUCCAGAAUACAGAGCUUAAUGAGCAAAUACAAAGAAGAAUUCAUACACUGGGAUGUCAGUAAUGAGAUGCUCCACUUUGAUUUUUACGAGCAACGACUUGGACCUGAUGCAACCUUGCAUUUCUACGAGACUGCACAUCAAUCGGACCCUUUAGCAACCCUGUUCACGAAUGAAUUUAAUGUUGUGGAAACCUGCAGUGAUGUUAAAUCAACAGUUGACACUUACAUUGAAAGGAUAAGAGAGCUUGAACGCGGUGGCAUGUACAUGGAUGGAAUUGGGUUGGAAAGUCAUUUUACAGUGCCAAACCUUCCUCUAAUGCGAGCCGUGAUAGACAAAUUGGCUACCCUCAGACUCCCCAUAUGGCUAACAGAGGUAGAUAUUAGCAGUUCGGUUGGUAAAGAAUUACAGGGGGUGUACCUAGAACAGGUACUAAGAGAAGGGUUUUCACACCCUUCAGUGAAUGGGAUAAUGCUGUGGACGGCUCUCCAUCCAAAAGGGUGUUACGAAAUGUGUUUAACUGAUGAGAAUUUUAAGAAUCUCCCAGCGGGUGAUGUGGUUGACAAGCUGCUGAAAGAAUGGGAAAGCGGGGAGAUGAAGGGGGUAACAGGUGAGCAUGGUUCAUACAGCUUUUAUGGAUUCUUAGGCGAAUACAAGGUCAAUGUUGGAUAUGGAGACAGGGCUGCAAAUUUUACUUUCUCACUCCCCCGUAGCGGUGAAACUAAACACUUCAGCAUUCAUUUGUAACACCCAUGAAUCUUGUAUAUGGAAAUUUUAAAUUAGAUUUUAAACAGUACUCAAGAGUACAAACACAUGUUUUGAUUUGAAGUUUAAAUACUAAAACCUAAGGUUACCUCGGGCUA
Messenger RNA from Gossypium raimondii (Peruvian cotton), 1881 nucleotides. RefSeq names its product endo-1,4-beta-xylanase 5. Gene Ontology annotation, molecular function: hydrolase activity, hydrolyzing O-glycosyl compounds. The record is from RefSeq and is a predicted model, not a curated record. Bases 98 to 1765 code for a protein of 555 amino acids. The transcript is spliced from 7 exons. Lineage: Eukaryota; Viridiplantae; Streptophyta; Magnoliopsida; Malvales; Malvaceae. Gene Ontology annotation, biological process: carbohydrate metabolic process.